Molecule: messenger RNA, 5253 nt
Organism: Lecanosticta acicola
Lineage: Eukaryota; Fungi; Ascomycota; Dothideomycetes; Mycosphaerellales; Mycosphaerellaceae
Source: the annotation of a GenBank genome assembly
AUGGCGCGUUUGCGCUACACAGUCACAUUGGUGACACCGGAGACAUCAGGACAGGGUCCGCCUAAGCUAGCGGUGCCGUUUGAGCCUUCCGUAAGUAGUAAGAGCCGACAUUAUCGACACAUGCAGCUGACCCCUCUCCAGGCUCUCGUGUCUGCCUUCGUCGAGGAGAUCUUCCGCCGCGUUCAGAAGCAAGGCAUCGAGCUACAGCCGAACACGCACAUUGCCACCCUGCAUCUCGACAGCGAGACGGGUGCGAUUCUCGACACCGAGGACCUCCUCUCCGAUGUUGUGACGGACCCCCACACCGAGACACUGUUCGCCGUAUUCCGGCCAAAGGGCUCUACACCUAGUAGUCAUGAAGCCCCUCCUGGCGUACCUCAGCAGGUAUGGGGUUUCCGCAGAUCAGGUGAAUGGGCAAGCGCUAACUGUGAAUCAGAACAACAGUCUGCCCGUCCGUGACGACGGAGCCGGGCCACAAUCUGAACAUCCUCAUCUGUCCAUUCGCAUCAUCACGCCCGAUCUGGCCAAACAGGACAAGAGGACCAUAUCUCCGAUCAAGAUCCCAACGACUGCCACCGUAAAGCAGCUGCACCAGGCCAUCGCCGACCACCUUCAUCUGCCUUAUGCAUUCGACAACGCCGGACUCGACAGCGAAUGCAACUGUAAUCUUGCCAGAGAGCUGGCUACUGGCGCCCGCUCUCCCAAGCAGCUGAUGGUCGUACACGGCAAGUCGAUUGUCCAGCAUUUGGAGGUGCCCGAAAACCCCCCCGAGGUUGCCAUAUCCUCAGUCCUGAAUAACUUCUUCGACAAAUGCGGUGAUACAAAGAAGGUCACGUACCACGGAGAGGAGUAUUACGCAGCAGGUCAGACGCAUCGUACUUUCAAGAGGAUACCAGUUGUUGCGUUGUGCUCUAAGAAGCGUCACAUUCCGGCUCACGCCGCAAGUGACUACGGCAGUGUUCACGCGCACCAGAGCCGCCUUCUUGAUAUUCACACGUCAGAAAUGCCGAUCAGCUCAGCUUGUAUGGACGUCAAGCUGACUGAUCUGGGCUUGGAUACGUUAGCAGACGAUGGUGCAGUGGACAUAUUCGCAGUAAAUCGGAGUACCACUGCUUUUGGCGCAAUCACAGGGCAUGGAAAGGCUGCCAUCUUCCGAUAUCAAGCUCAUUGGGAGCCAGUUGUGAAGCAGUCGGAUCGCGGCAUGGCUACGCUGCUGUCGUCGCUGAGGGUCUUCGCAUCGAUUGUGCAGGACAUGUCUGGGGAUGAGCGGCAUCAUCAGGACGCCAUUUAUCACGUCUUGAGUCUCCUGACCAGCUUCCCGCCAGCUCUCAGAGCCAUGCACAUACUGGUACAAGGCAAAACUCCCAACGCAGUGGAAUGUGCUGCCUUGAGUCACGCAAUGUUCGAGGUCCUCAGUGGCUUCAUGCCGAGCGAGAUCAUCGGCACCGAUGGAUCCCGUGUCUUCGAGGGCUCCCGCCUUCUAUUUGGCUUCAUUCUUGAAAAGGUGCGUAGCAUCAAGCUAAGCGAAGAUCUUGCCCUGGAGUCUCUCCCAUAUCUGGAUUCCUUCGAUUCACACAACAUUCGAGACUUCAAGACCGGCGAGCCCAUCAUGCAUCUCGUGUCGACCUCCCAAGGAAUGAUUGAGAAAGCCCUUUUCCAUGCCCUCCAAGAACAUGGUGCUCUUCGAGAUUCCCAUCUUCAAUCCUACUUGAUCCAGAUCGACCAGGAAGAGCACGAUUCAAUCCUCCCUAGAGCGGCAUUGCUGUCUGGCGGCAUGGCUGGUGAGGUGACUGGAUGGUCUGCGAAGCGACUGGCGUCUAGCUACCACCAUUACGCACGUGCGGGCGCUACCAGCAACGUGUUCGAUUUGACUGAGCUGAGCGAGCUGCAUCACCUCGCAGAGCUGUGUGGGCGACACAAGCUCGCGGUUCAUAAUCCCAGUCAAUCGGUAUCGGCAGCGUCCCCGUGCUUGACCUUUGACCGUAAUGGGCAUGUGGCUGUCUACACCGGCCAAACGCCAUGCUCCGAUCCCGGAAAGUCCUCCCAGAUCUUUCGACCGAAGCAUGGUGAGGAGACGAUCGACGUAGCUGUUGUCGAGCAGUUGCUGGCUCCGAUAAUCCAAACCUAUGAGUCUGAUGGAACCACCGUCUUCACUGCUGGUGGGGCGGCCGUUCGUCGACAACAGGCACCAGAUGAGAUUGUGAUGUUUGCUGUCGACUGCAGCUCAUCCAUGCGAGUGCCGACAGACUUUGCUGAUGUCAACGAUGAAGAUCCUCCAGGCCAUGGACCCGACGUACAUUCACUCAUCGAAGGCUACCAUUACACACGCCUGAACUUCGAUAAUAUGAAGGUAAGUCCUCAGAACACAUUGCGGUGCUAUCUCAGGAGCGUGCUCAGGCUCCUCUGAUGCUGUUCGACUCGCUGCUGCCUCGGACUUCAUCGAAAUACUCGAGAUUAAACAUGCUGCUUGGCUGGCUCAGAACUACAGACGCUAAUUUGGCUAUACAGGAGCGGAUCUCAGCGGAAGAGUCGUUCGAGGACAUGAUCGCAAUCAUUGCAGAGGCCAACAGCUCUCGGCGCCGAUUUGUUGCCUCUGAAGUCGUCGAGCUUCUUCGCAUUACACUUGGCGCCCAGAUCACCAAAAUUCACGGGGAACUUGCGCGUCGUAACGGCAUGUACCAAGGAUACCCUCUUUCGGCGCAAGAGUCAUCGCUCGACAAGCUCAAGACGUUUUGGGCAGGUCUUCGAACGCAUGAGACUGCGCUUUGCGACUUCCUCAUGUUCCGUGCAACUACGUCGCCUGAUGUGAAUCGCAAGUGGAUGUGGUCGCUAGGUGAUGGAAUACCCGAAGGAUCUGAAUCUCGCCAGUUGCCGUCUUUGCCAGACCAGCUGACUGAGAUACCGAAUCACUUGGUUUGCCCGAUCUCGCAUGCUUUGAUGGAAGAUGCCGUUCGUGCUGCUGACGGCUUUUCCUAUUCACGUCAGGCUAUAUCGCAAUGGUUCGCGAUUAGGGCUGCUUCGCCAACGUCCCCAAUGACCGGCUUGGAGCUGAACACCACGAGUGUUGAGAUGAACGGAGAGAUCUCCAACCUGGUGGCCAGUUGGAUUGGCGGUCGAGAUCUCUUGGCUCGACAGCCUUCAAGUUCUGUCCUUCCCAAUCCCACGAUCAAGCUCAACUUCAGCAGCAGGAUGGGCUAUUUUGAGCGGAAGGUUCUUACGCAGACAAACGUCAAUGAUUUAUAUCGACUGGUGUUCCGCGGUUUGAAGGCACGCUACGCCAUCUUCCAGCUGGCUAAGGGCGAAAGGACAAUAUACCCGUCUACAUCGACUCUACAUUCCGAAGGUUUCUGCCAUGGCGAUACCAUUACGAUUCGCCUUGCGGACGAUGCAGAUAUGGUCACAGCUGGCCCCACAACCUCGACAGUAUCCGGUGAGAUGUGUUUGAUCAAGGUAUAUCGAGACAUCAGUGGCCCCGCUUGUUCCUACUGGGUCCGGCGCGAUACCACUCUGUCACUUCGCUCUAUCCUGUGGAAGUACUGGAGAUCUACCUUUGCGAAUGACGGAAUGCCCGUGAUUGAAGAGCACGCGGUCUGGACGCACAUGGAAAACAACGGCGACGGUCUUCUCAGCGGCUGGUCGAACUCUUGCACCGACGGACUGUCUCAGUUCCUCAAUCGCACAGCUUGUUUUGGAAAGCUGUCACCAGAACCAGCAUACAAAGAGGAACAGAAUGAUUUCUCCGCCCUGGCUGAAGCUACCCAGCCGCUCGUCCUCAAGGUGUACAUUCAUCCACCAAUCGAGUCGAUCGAGAGAAGGGACAAGAUGAAGUUCAGCCGACUUGAUGUUCUCAAGCAAAUGUUCGAGGCGCUGAUCAACCGACUACUUGCGUAUGGCUUCAAGAGCCAUGUGGGCUUGAUAACAUUCGACACCAAGGCUCGUGUGGCCAUGAGCAUAACCCACGUCCUUGAGAAUUUGCGCCGUGCAACAGUCGACAUGCAGGCUGACGGGGACACUGCGCUCUGGGAUGCUCUCGCACUGUGCCAGGACCAGCUCAAGGAGUAUGGCUUGAAGUAUCCCAACGCAAAGCGGAGGAUGAUUGUCAUUAGUGAUGGCGACGACACCAAGUCUACGAGCAAUACAGCUCACGGCAUCGCAUGGAAACUGAAGCAAGAUGGUAUCGCGGUCGACAGCGUUCUCCUCGGUGAUGAUGGAAACGAAGAGCUCAUGGCUCUCUCCCAUUUGCUUGGCUGCUACAAGUUCCAGCCAACUUCGCUCCCAAACGCUCUCGCAAUCUGCGAGUUGGAGCCCUUCCUCUCUGUAACGGAGCGUCCGACCAUUCGAUCGCUGCGAAACGUACCAUCCGAUCAUAUCUCGUUCAGGUGCAGCUUCAAGCGGGCAACAGUCACAGCAGACGAGACCAUCGUCACUGCCGAUAACUUCCCUGCGCGCAAGCAGCAUCCCAACAUGCACGACGAUAUGGUGCAGCUGUCAGCUUUCGCAAUGCGAACGGGUCGUCCAUCGGCUGCUGGGAGCAGCCGCUCCAACAUCCGAACCUUGCGACUGAUGAACGAAAUGAAGACCAUCGUCACCUCUGGUGGGCACUCGAGCGUCGACAUCUACAUCAGCGAGAGCGACAUGAGCUUCUGGAAGAUUGUCAUGUCAGGACCUGAGGACUCUCCGUACUCUGAGGGUACAUUCUUGCUCUACCUGCACAUGGAUGAGGACUACCCGACCUUCGCUCCUCAAUGCCGUAUGGUGACGAAGAUCAAGCACCCAAACAUCAACCCCCACGGACGUGUGUGCCACAGCCUCUUCGGUCGAGAUUGGACCUCUGACACCAGCGUGCGCACUGUGAUCGACACCAUCUUUGGCCUCCUCCUUCAAGCCGAGGCGUCAGACCCCGUCAACACCGCCGCGGCUCUCGGAUAUCACCACGAUCAGGUCGAGUACGCUGAUGAGGUGCGCGAGUACGUGAAGAAGCAUGCAGUCAAGAGUCGACAAGAGUGGAACGAUGAAUUGUUGGGGCUACGGGAGCCCCGCCACGGCGACCAGGAGAUCGGCGAUGGCGAGGAUCAGGAAGAGGACGAGGAGAAUUGUGAUGAUGAUAUGGACCUUUACGCAUACUCAGGCGAGGAAGACGAAGCCGAGGACGAGGAGGAAUUUGAAGGCCUGGAAUAUGACGCAUACUCAAACGAGGAAGACGAAGCCGAGGACGAGGAGGAAGUCGAGGACGAUGAUGAUAUGACUGACUAG